Messenger RNA from Stereum hirsutum FP-91666 SS1, 714 nucleotides. RefSeq lists its product as uncharacterized. The coding region runs from base 1 to 714 and encodes 237 amino acids. The transcript is spliced from 5 exons. The record is from RefSeq and is a predicted model, not a curated record. Lineage: Eukaryota; Fungi; Basidiomycota; Agaricomycetes; Russulales; Stereaceae.
AUGUCCGCCCGCAUCUCUCGUCGUUUUCUCUCGCUCUCGUCGCUCCGUGCUGCCUCGGCGUCUUCGCGCUCGAACGUCGCCGCCGCGACAGGACGCGCUUUGGCGAGGCGGGGUAUGGCCAGUGAGGCUCAUGGCGCACACAAGAGCGGGGGAAGCGAUUUGACUUGGAUGGUCGGCUCCGCUGUCGUCUUCCUCCCCCUCUGCGGCUACCUUCUAUCCCCUGCAGCCCGCUCAAAGGGCCACCACGUCAACGAGAAGAUCGGCCAGACGGACGAGGCGCACAAGAGCGAGCCCGAGCCCGUUCUCACCGACGACGAGGGGACGAAGAAGUCCGCUUCGGAAGUGAAGGACUCUUUGACGCGUAGCGAGGAGACCGACGCGCCGAAAGAGGCCCACGACGCCGAGGUCCGCGAGGCAAAGGGGGAGCCCAAGACCUCCGCUGAAAGCACAGAAGCUCCAGCGGACAAGGAAGAGAAAUCCGACUCCAGCGACAAAACCGACGACACAUUCUCCUCCGGCUCCCCCGCCCAAUCCUCCGGCUCCCCCUCCGAAUCCUCCCCCGUCGAACAAAAGUCACCCCCGACAGACCGUAGCGCGCAUAAAGGCACGGUGCAGAGCGAGGGGGAUGAUGUGCCGAAGCCGACGGAGAUGGGAGAGGCGAGGAAGGAGAGUAAGCAGGGUAAGGCGCCGAAGGAGGCUGAGAAGGAUGAGUGA